Messenger RNA from Miscanthus lutarioriparius, 1032 nucleotides. Lineage: Eukaryota; Viridiplantae; Streptophyta; Magnoliopsida; Poales; Poaceae. The record is from the annotation of a GenBank genome assembly.
AUGCCGGUGACAUGUGAGCGAGGCGGGUCAGCAAACGGUCAUGGUAGCAUCCGCCAGGCGCAAGUCGCGUUCGCUGCACUCCAUGGUCCAGGGCUCCAGUUCGAGAUGCAAGUGCAGGCCGCGCUGCGUUGUGAUCAUCAUGCCGCGCAGUGCCGCUGCACCUCGCAAGGGCAGCUCCACUGGCGCCGCCUGCCUCAAACCGCUCUCCCCUCUCUUCGUGAGCAAGCAGGGAAGGAAGGGAGCAGCACCGCGGGUCGGAUGGGGGUAGGCGAGUGCAAGAGCAACGACUACGGCGCCGCCGCAUACUGGGACGCCCGCUACUCCUCCGGCUCCCCAACUUCCGCCGCCGCCGGCUGUGGGUUCUUCGACUGGUACCAGACGUACCCGGCGCUGCGGUCGCUCCUCCGCGCCCGCGUCCCGGCCUCCUCCCGCGUCCUCAUGCUCGGCUGCGGUAACUCCCUUUUGUCAGAGGACAUGGUGAAGGAUGGUUAUGAGGACAUUGUAAACAUAGACAUUUCAUCUGUGGUCAUCGAGCAGAUGAGAGAGAAACACAAGGAGAUCACACAGCUAACAUAUAUGCAGAUGGAUAUUAGGGACAUGGGUUUCUUUGGUGACGAAUCAUUUGAUUGUGUCCUUGAUAAAGGAACCCUGGAUGCUAUGAUGUGUGCUGAUGAUGCUCAUGGUGCUUCCAAAAUGCUAGCAGAAGUGGCAAGGCUUCUGAUGCCUCAUGGGGUCUACUUAUUGAUAACAUAUGGUGCUCCUAAGGAACGAGUCCCACUUCUGAACCAGUCUGGAUGCAGCUGGAGUAUUGCACUCUACAUCAUGCCCACACCUGGAUACCAACUGAGAAUGAGUAAAGGUGCUCCACGGCCUAUCAUGGAGGAAGUUGCACUCACAGACGAUGAUCAACUACCACCUGACUAUGUUCUCAAAGAUCCAGAGUCGCAUUUCAUUUAUGUUUGUCACAAGUUGGCGGAGAAAGGGGCUAAUUGCAGAGAUACUGAUCCCGAGGAAACAGCAGAUGCAAAUUAA